AUGCUUCCUGGAACUGAAGCGGUCUAUGGGCAGUCUGAAAUCCAUAAGAAGGUGAUGGCGCUGAGCUUCCGUGAUUGUCACACUAAGAUCAGGCAUGUCGAUGCUCACGCCACCCUGAACGAGGGAGUGGUGGUGCAAGUGUUGGGGGAGCUGUCCAAUAACAUGCAGCCCAUGAGGAAGUUCAUGCAGACAUUUGUUCUGGCACCUGAGGGAUCAGUUGCAAACAAGUUCUACGUACACAACGAUAUCUUCCGGUACCAGGAUGAAGUGUUUGGGGACUCGGACUCAGAACCUCCUGAGGAGUCUGAGGAGGAUGUGGAGGAGCUGGAGCGGGUGCACUCGCCUGAAGUGGUCCAGGAGGAGUCUGCUGGGUACUAUGAACAGCCACCUUGCGUGGAGCCCGAGGUGCCGCAAGAAGAGGUGUCUGUAAGCCCAGAGCCUCAGCCUGAGCUAGAAGCAGAGGUGGAGCCUGAGCCAGCAGCUGUGCAGCUGAAACCGGAGCCUGUCAGCGAGCCUGAGGUUCACAUGGAGGAAAAGAUCCAGAGAUCUCCCUCUUCACCCACACCUGCUGACACGGCACCCGCCAUGCCAGAGGACAACCGGCCGUCAUCUUGGGCUUCAGUCACUAGCAAGAAUCUCCCACCAGGAGGAGUGGUCCCCGCCACAGGAGUCCCUCCACAUGUUGUCCGAGUCCCAUCUGCGCAGCUGCGUGUGGAGGUGAAGGCAGAAACACAGACCACAGCCCAGAGACCCCAGAGAGACCAGAGACCACGUGACCAAAGACCAGGACCCUCUCCAGCCAACAGAACAGCAAGGCCAGGAGUGCGGGAGGGUGAGAGCGGGGAACCAGAGGUGCGGCGAACAGUCCGGUAUCCCGACAGCCACCAACUCUUUGUUGGAAAUGUACCUCACGACGUGGAUAAGAACGAGCUCAAGGAGUUCUUUGAACAGUACGGUACUGUCCUUGAGCUGAGAAUCAACAGCGGUGGAAAGCUGCCUAACUUUGGAUUCGUGGUGUUUGAUGACGCUGAGCCUGUGCAGAAGAUCCUCAGCAAUCGGCCCAUUAAACUGCGAGGAGACGUUCGGCUAUUAGCUGGUUUUGCAAUCUAUCAAAAUCUUACUGGCUCUGGCAAAACCGCUUAA
Messenger RNA from Sinocyclocheilus grahami, 1143 nucleotides. RefSeq names its product ras GTPase-activating protein-binding protein 1-like. Gene Ontology annotation, cellular component: cytosol; ribonucleoprotein complex. NCBI's taxonomy places the organism in Eukaryota, Metazoa, Chordata, Actinopteri, Cypriniformes, Cyprinidae. The transcript has 11 exons. The record is from RefSeq and is a predicted model, not a curated record. The coding region runs from base 1 to 1143 and encodes 380 amino acids. Gene Ontology annotation, molecular function: mRNA binding.